This is a messenger RNA of Silurus meridionalis, 1666 nucleotides long. It is a transcript of the gene glulb, whose product is annotated as glutamate-ammonia ligase (glutamine synthase) b. Lineage: Eukaryota; Metazoa; Chordata; Actinopteri; Siluriformes; Siluridae. Gene Ontology annotation, cellular component: cytoplasm. Gene Ontology annotation, molecular function: glutamine synthetase activity. The record is from RefSeq and is a predicted model, not a curated record.
UGUGUGUGUGUGUCCCUAGGUUUUUCAUAACCCAAAGCAAAAAUGGCCACAUCCUUGAGUUCAAAGCUGAAUAAAGCUGUGAGGCAGAUGUACAUGGACCUGCCACAGGGAGAGAAAGUGCAGGCCAUGUACAUCUGGAUUGAUGGGACCGGCGAGGGACUACGCUGCAAAACAAGGACUCUGGACUCGGAGCCCAAGAGCGUUGAAGAACUCCCAGAGUGGAAUUUUGAUGGCUCAAGUACAUACCAGGCUGAAGGCUCAAACAGUGACAUGUACCUCAUACCAAAAACCAUGUUUAGAGACCCGUUCAGGAAGGACCCCAACAAACUGGUUCUUUGUGAGGUUUUAAAAUACAACAGGAAGCCUGCAGAAACUAACCUUCGACAUACAUGUGAAAAGAUCAUGAGAAUGGUGGAGAACCAGCAUCCAUGGUUUGGAAUGGAGCAGGAGUACUCUCUGCUGGCCAUAGAUGGUCAUCCUUUUGGCUGGCCCUCAAAUGGCUUUCCAGGACCACAAGGUCCUUAUUACUGUGGUGUGGGAGCAGAUAAGGCCUAUGGCAGAGACAUUGUUGAGGCUCAUUACAGAGCCUGUCUGUAUGCUGGGGUUAUGAUUUGUGGCACCAAUGCAGAAGUCAUGCCUGCACAGUGGGAAUUCCAAGUGGGGCCUUGUGAAGGUAUUAGCAUGGGAGACCAUCUGUGGAUCGCUCGUUUUAUCCUGCACCGGGUGUGUGAGGACUUUGGUGUUGUGGUCUCUUUUGACCCCAAACCUAUUCCAGGCAACUGGAAUGGUGCUGGCUGCCAUACCAACUUCAGCACCAAGAGUAUGCGAGAGGAGGGAGGUCUCAGGCAUAUCGAAGAGGCUAUUGAGCGGCUGGGCAAGAGGCAUCAAUACCAUAUUCGGGCCUAUGACCCUAAAGGAGCUGACAAUGCCAGACGACUUACUGGCCGGCAUGAGACCUCCAACAUCAAUGAGUUCUCAGCUGGGGUGGCAAACCGUGGUGCUAGUAUCCGAAUCCCAAGAGCUGUGGGCCAGGAGAAGCAAGGCUAUUUCGAAGAUCGCCGUCCUUCAGCAAACUGCGACCCAUAUGCUGUAACAGAAGCAGUCAUUCGUACAUGCCUACUAAAUGAAGAAGGGGACGAGCCCAAAGAGUACAAAUGAACUGAAAAUCCAUGUGCUUUCUUUUAAAAUAAGUGAUUUGACGGGGGAGGAUUGGUAUAAUAAUUUUUCUUUUCUUUUAAACCAAAAAAAAAAACACUGGUUUUACUGGAAUCUUGUGCAUUGUUGACUGGUCAAUAUGAUACAAGGGUCAUUGCUAGUCUUUUACUUAUUCCUCUCUCACUUUUACUGUAUUAUUCAGUCUCAAAAUAUCACUGGCAAAUCGUUGCAAUGGGCUUCUUUUCCAGAUGCUGGUUGUCUAGUGAGCAUAUGUAAGGAUGUUUAGAAGGAUGUCUCUCUUUUGUAACCCUUUAUUGUGAGCAUUAACAUGGGCUUUUUAAUGACUGCAAAAGAUUUUUAUUUUUUAUAACCAUGUUUUGUUCUCAUGUAAUUUGGAGUAUAGGUGACUUAUGGUUCCAAAUACAUAUGUACAUCUGUUUAUGGUUGUUAUAUACUUUUUAUAUAAUAUUCCCUUUCUAUAACUUGUCCAUUAAAAAAAACUUGGUAUUUC